GUUUUAGUUACGUAGAACCAAAUGUGUCAAAGGUCGAUUAAGAAAGAAAGGAACAUUUUAUUUAUGAAGGAAGAUGAUUUUUGUUCAGAAAGAAAGCUCUCUCGACAAGGUAGGAAUUCGGUGAAUUACGGCACAAAACGAUUUCUUGUUACAAAGUUUUACCGAAACGUGGUAGUGAUUUAUUGGAAAUGCUCCAAACGGACGUGCUAUCAACAGGAUGUUAUGGGAUUGAUGAAUUAUUACAAGGAGGAUUACAUCCGGGAGAAGUUACAGAAAUCAGUGGAGAAACAGCUACAGGAAAAACCCAGCUUGCUUUUUCAGCAACACUUACAACUAUAUGUGCAAAUAAGAACAACAAAGUCUUAUUCAUUGACACUGUAUCUACAUUUUCGGCUGAGCGAAUAAGAACGUUAUUUUUAGAAAGUGACCGGUUUGAUCAUUCAAGAUGUCAAGGAAUGGGGGAAGAAGAUGUCAUGAAUAGAAUUCGAAUUGCUAAAUGUUUUGAUGUAUAUGCUGUAAUGGAAUUUAUAGAGGACCUGAGAGACCACUUAGAAAAUAAGGAUAAAGAUGACAACGUUUAUACAAACGUAAAGUUAAUCAUCAUUGAUUCUUUCGCGGCAAUUUUUUCACCACUUUUGGGAGUCACGCAAACUCAAGGACACUCGCUAAUGAUAACAUUAACACGGAUACUUCGGAAUUUGGCGAAGGAGUACAACAUAGCGGUUCUGGUGAUAAAUGCAGCUAUUGCAUCGAACCCAAACAAUCCCAUUUCUGUUUUCUCUUCAACAAAAUCAAAACCUAGUUUGGGUAUGUCUUGGACAUUUAUGCCCGAUGUUCAAUUAUAUUUGACUCAUUGUGUAGAAAAUAAGAUAGAAAACGAAAAGAACAUACAGCAGAAUUAUGUAUACACAAAUCGAAAAGAAAUUGAAGUUAUAAUGAAGCCAAAGAUAUGCGAGGUACAUAGAUCAAGGAAUGGGCAAAUGGGAAAAUGGUGUAUCUUUUAUAUGGGUGGAAACGAACUUUUUACACAUGAUGAUAUAAUAUGAUGUACAAUUCUCUAGAUCUCUUGUUGUUGAAAGUGUAGAUUGUAAAUAUAAAAGUCAAUACAAUAUAAAAUAUCGAACAUACAUUAUCCUUUUCCAAUUUAAAGUAUGUAUGGGUAAUUAAGUAU
This is a messenger RNA of Rhizophagus irregularis DAOM 181602=DAOM 197198, 1171 nucleotides long. The record is from RefSeq and is a predicted model, not a curated record. Lineage: Eukaryota; Fungi; Glomeromycota; Glomeromycetes; Glomerales; Glomeraceae.